Effrenium voratum is the source of this 876-nucleotide messenger RNA. Lineage: Eukaryota; Dinophyceae; Suessiales; Symbiodiniaceae. The record is from the annotation of a GenBank genome assembly.
AUGGCCUUCGUGCGCAAGCCCGUAGGGACGGAGCUGAAGGGCAGCUGUGCAGAUCACGGGUUUUGCACAGAGGAGGAGCAGCGCGCGGCCUACGUUUCGGUGCUCCAACGGCUCGCGGCGGAAGGGGUCUUCGCGGCUCUGUUGCCAGAUGCCCAAGGUGCGCUCCGCAUCAACGUGCCUUUCGCUGGCAAGUUCGAGGAGCGGAAGCCUUUGGUGAACUUUCUUCGACAGGAGGUGCUGAAUCGGCGCCAAGACAUCCGGGCGAUUUACAUCUUUGUAAGUGAUGUGCAAGACUUUUACAGUGGCUGUCAAGCCCAGCCAAGCUUUGAUGCACAGAUCUUCAUCACAUAUGCGGUUCAGGAUGGAAGAUCCCCGAUGCCUGCGGCGCAGCUCACCUUGGGCAUGCACCCAGACUGCAGCUCGCGGUUCCUCACUGACUUUGGGGAACUGUACCAGCUGUACUACUUCCUGUGGCAGAAGGUUCUGUACAACAACUUUUCAAGCUCGGGUCAGAUUGCGGUCUUUUGCAACCUUUGGCUCGAAGAGGCGAUUGAGGUUCAGAAUGUGGCCAAGCAAGCAGGCAUGAUCCCCAGCGCCGCAUUGAAAAAUGUAAUUUACCGGGGCGAGACUGUUACCGCACCUCUCACGGGCAACAAGCGGGACAGGCGCCCUUUUCACUACAUCACCAUCGCGGAGCGUCUUCCCAUGCAGGUGGUGCCAAAGAUUGUAACCCACGAGGAGGACUACACUGGACGCUAUCAAAAUAUGUGGACGAUGUGCGGAGCGGCCAAGCAGUGCGAGAUGGACGGCAUGCUUCGUGAAACGGAUUGUGACUCAGCCUCCUUGAGCAGCGUGAGCGACAGUGAUGACGAGUGA